Molecule: messenger RNA, 2552 nt
Organism: Gavialis gangeticus (Gharial)
Lineage: Eukaryota; Metazoa; Chordata; Crocodylia; Gavialidae
Gene: PRKAR2B
Product: protein kinase cAMP-dependent type II regulatory subunit beta
Exons: 12
Coding region: 122-1102 (326 amino acids)
Biological process (GO): regulation of protein phosphorylation
Cellular component (GO): cAMP-dependent protein kinase complex
Molecular function (GO): cAMP-dependent protein kinase regulator activity
Source: RefSeq, a predicted model, not a curated record
AGACCGACUCCGAGAGCGCCGACGACGAGGACGACUUCCCGGCUCCAGUAAUAAACCGAUUCACCAGACGGGCCUCAGAUAUAAGGAGAGGCUGGGGACUGCGGGGGACAGAUGCACCUCUAUGAGGGAGCAGAGGCUCUAUAUAUGGUGUAUCCGCCAUUCUCUGGAUCCCACAGGCUACCCUUACUUGUGUGCAGAAGCUUACAAUCCUGAUGAAGAGGAGGAUGACAUAGAAUCCAGGGUUAUUCACCCCAAAACAGAUGAUCAAAGAAACAGAUUGCAAGAGGCUUGCAACGACAUUCUUCUUUUUAAGAACCUAGAUCCGGAACAGAUGUCCCAGGUAUUAGAUGCUAUGUUUGAAAAGCUGACUGAAGGAGGGGAGCACGUCAUUGAUCAAGGUGAUGAUGGUGACAACUUCUAUGUAAUUGACAGAGGGACAUACGAUAUUUAUGUAAAAUGUGAUGGUGUUGGGAGAUGUGUUGGUACCUAUGAUAACCGUGGAAGCUUUGGUGAGUUGGCUUUAAUGUACAAUACACCCAGAGCAGCUACAAUAAUAGCUACCUCUCCUGGUGCUGUUUGGGGUCUGGACAGGUUAACGUUCCGGAGAAUCAUUGUAAAAAACAAUGCCAAAAAGAGAAGAAUGUAUGAAAAUUUUAUUGAGUCAUUGCCAUUCCUUAAAUCUUUAGAAGUAUCAGAACGCUUAAAAGUGGUGGAUGUUAUAGGCACCAAAAUAUACAAUGAUGGAGAACAAAUCAUCGCUCAGGGAGACAUGGCUGAUUGUUUUUUCAUUGUAGAAUCAGGAGAAGUGAGAAUUACAAUGAAAAGGAAGAGCAAACAGGAUGCAGAAGAGAAUGGUGCAGUUGAAAUAGCCCGGUGCUCUAGAGGACAGUAUUUUGGAGAACUUGCUCUUGUAACUAACAAACCUCGAGCAGCUUCAGCAUUCGCCCUUGGAACUGUCAAGUGUUUAGUUAUGGAUGUACAGGCAUUUGAAAGGCUUUUGGGACCUUGUAUGGAAAUUAUGAAAAGAAACAUUGCAAACUAUGAGGAGCAGCUAGUUGCUCUAUUUGGAACAAACAUGGACAUUGCUGAUCCCAGUGCAUGAACUAAAGUGUGGACCAACAAGAUCUGUUGUGAGAAAAUAGCACAGUAGUGGUUAGUCCACUGAUAAAGUCUCUCUUCCUGUAGAUGCCAAGCAUUUUCUGUAACUUUAGGGUUGGGAAUUUUUUUUGUUUUGUCACACUACAAUGGAUAGAUUGGCAAGCAAAAUAGGGAUUUAUUAACCUCUGGGCCUGAUUUCCAGGAUGGCUUAGCACUAGCUGUUCAGUUUGAAUUGAGAGGAGCUGUAGCAAUACAGCACCUUGGAAAAUCAGGUCCUUUAACACAGAUUUAAGAAAUCCACAUGUGGUGAAUUUAUUAAACCAGCUUUUCAUCUACAGAAUGGUUAAGAUUUUUUUGGAAGACUGUUGGUUUGAUUGUGAUAUGUUGAAAGUAUUAGUGCACACACAACGUUCAAAGUAUUCAUAAUAUAGAAGAUACACAGUGGAUGUUCAUGUCUGCUUAUUAAAACUGUCAUGAUACUAUGCUGUAUUUAUGACAGAUGUAUAGAAAAGGAAUACCACAAACCUACUCAUACAAUAAAGCAUGACAGUACAUUUUAUGUAAAGUUCAUGACCUGUCUGAUUUUAACAUUUUUUUGAUUUGUUAAAAGUCCUCUUUUUUAAUAUGCCGCAUUUCAGUAAGCCUGUUAGGAAGGUAUUGUAAUAUCUUAUGCAAUUUAGAGGACUUGUAUAUUUUUACAAUAAAUUGCAUUUUUUAUUUGCUAUACACACACACACAAACACACACACACACCCUCUCUCCACUUUUGAGGAAGCUCAUAAGUUAAUUGUGAUGCAAGUAUAUUCUUUAAAAGCAAAAGCCAAAAGAUUUUGCCUAGGCAUAGGUAAUUAUCACUCUCUACUUAAUCAUGCAUAUAUAACAAGCAUUGGUUUCCUUCCAAUUUCUUGUUUUAUAUUUUAUGCAUUUUGUCUUUCCCCCAUGUGUUUUGUACUCUAGUCUUGAUCUACCUUUUGGGACCUCACUUUUAUUUUUCUCUGUCAAAUCUUUCCCCUGUUUCAAAUCAAGUGAUUUCUGCACAUCUCUCUUCUUAGAUUUAGACAUAGUAGGUAUGACAGAUAAAGUGAAUUGAUGUUGAAAGCUUUGCUAAACUGAGCACGCCCUUGGAAAUCCUUACUAGCAAAAACAAAAAAGGAUUUGAAUCUGAAAGAUCAGUAAUUGGAAAGACUGCUUUAUACAUGUUUGGAAAGCAGGUUGUUAAAACUGACAAAUUCUGCGUUUGUCUAUGAAAACCAAAAAUACUAUUAUUUCAGCAGUAGUAGCAUGGAGUAACUGUUUGCUCUGGCUGAGACUGAGGAGAGAGAUUAUCAUUUUAAUUAAAACAGGAUAUGCAGCUAAUUGCUCACUAAUAAAAGUCUGACUGGAACUAUCAGACAGUCCUGUUUUGCUGUUACAUACUGUCCCGUCUUUUGCUCUACAUGGAAAGUUAGCACUCA